CUGCGACUUUAUCGGAUUAUUCUAAUUGCUGCUGUUUUAGGGUUUGUUUAUGCUGAUAAACAAUGAAAUUAGCUUAUAAGUAUCUAAUUAGACUCAUUACACUAUGCACUGAUAAGUUGUCAACGUGUAAUACGUAACUACCUAUACGAUCAGUAUGCCGACGUUCCUGACGCCGGGCCGGCACGGGUACGCCGUCCGGUUCUCCCGGACACGGCCGGACGCGCUUGCGGUGGCGACUAGUCAAUAUUACGGGCUGGCUGGCGGAGGCACCCUUUUCUUUUUGGAACUUGCUCCUGACGGGGCUACGAUAGUAGAAGUACAGAAAUUGGAAUGGAACGACGGACUAUUUGAUGUGACAUGGUCCGGCACGACAGACGGGGCGGCGGCGUGCGGGGCGGGGGACGGGGCCGUGCUGGUGUUCCGCGCGGGCUGCGCGGCGCCCUUACGGGUGCUGCGCGCGCAUACUAGCGAGGUGUGCUCAGUAGACUGGCCUAGGGCGCAUCUACUUAGUGCUAGCUGGGAUACUACUGUUAAACUGUGGGACCCCGAAUCCGAGACGUGCAUAAGCACGUUCUCCGGCCACUCUGCGCUGGUGUACACGGCCACCUUUUCGCCCCAUUCGCCAGCCACUUUCGCCUCUGUGUCUGGAGAUGGCCACCUCAAGUUAUGGUCAUGUACCGACCCUUCUCCGAAAGCUGUUGUUAAGGCGCAUGAUGCCGAGGUGUUGUCGUGCGAUUGGAGCAGGAUAGAGACACACGCCAUCGCUACCGCGGGGUCCGAUGGACUGGUCAGAGGCUGGGAUCUUAGGAGGCUCACGUCACCCAUGUUCACCUUAAAAGGAUGCGAGUGUGCAGUGAGAAGAGUGCAGUUCUCCCCACACGCGCCGUCCGUCAUAGCGGGGGUGUCAUACGACUUCACCACGAGGAUAUGGGAUCUAACGAGAGGCUGUGACCCCUUAGAAACGAUCCGGCACCACUCGGAGUUUACUUACGGACUGGAUUGGAGUUCGCUGCGGCCGCACCAAAUAGCCGAUUGCGGGUGGGAUUCACUUGUGCACGUAUUUACGCCACGGUGUCUAAAGUGAGAUGAAAUGGACUAGUCAAUAAAAGGAAACAUCUUGCUUGGAGGUGUACAAAUGUAUGCCAAGACAACGGCUCAAAGCUGAUGGUAAACGGACACCGUAGCAUACGAAUGCCUGCAACUACAGCGCAGCAGCGGCAGCAGUCACAUAGGUCAGGAAAUGAAUGCUCAAAAAAAGUUGUAGAGGGAAAUGCUUGGAACACAAUUUUGCUGUCAUUCACGAUCCACAUUCCACAGAUAAAACACAGAUGACACGCGAUUUUGGAAUUAUUCGAAAGCAGUGUUGCUAACCCGCAAUUUUUCCUAAAGCCUGACCAGGAAUAUAUGAUCAUUGUCAAGAGGGCGCUAUUAUUCUCAUUUAUAUGGCAACAGUUCAGAAUAGUCUGAACAAUGUGGAUUGGCAACUCGUUAUUUUGACUUACAUUCUUUUAUUCACUCUAAUCAUAAUCAGAAUCCAAAUAUUCGGUGUUCACAUUUUUUUAUUGUCGGUUUUUACCGUAUAAAAUUCAUGUAUUUUCUUACGCGUCACACAUAGGUCAAAAUUACCUUACAUAGGGUCUGCUACAUUGUCAAUGAACAAAAUUGAUCGUCUUCAAAGCCCAUAGCAAAGAGAAUAGAGUGUAUAAAGAGUUAUUGUCUUAGUAAAUUACAAUGUAGUCACUGUAAAUUUAAUACCAUCUAUCGACACAAGAUUAAAACUAAAAAUUAAAAUGUAUGUUAUAUAUAUCUUUGCCCAUAGUAAAUAUUUUUCAAACACAUCUUUGUUACUGUACUUAAGUAUUUCCUCGCUUGUAUAAUAUGACACUACAAUAACCAAGUCGUAAUAACCAGACUAUAAUGACAUUUUGAUUUGUUUACCUGUCAGCUCUGAUGUUAAUUUGGAAAUGUUUCGUAGCGAAAUAGUAUAAUUUCCCGAACGGUUCUUUCCCAGCAGGUUAUUAUUUACAUUAUUUACAAUGUUUCGCUCUUGAUUAUGUAUAGUUUUGGUAAUUUAUUGUCAUUUAUUAUUUAAUAUUCAACACUUAAGUAUUAUUCAAUAAACCGCCACAAUGACACUGACAAUAGUGACAACCUAUCAUUAAAAUUAUUGCCAGUGUAAGAAAUUAGUUCCAAUGAAAUUCUGCA
Cydia splendana is the source of this 2205-nucleotide messenger RNA. It is a transcript of the gene Pex7, whose product is annotated as peroxisomal targeting signal 2 receptor. NCBI's taxonomy places the organism in Eukaryota, Metazoa, Arthropoda, Insecta, Lepidoptera, Tortricidae. Gene Ontology annotation, molecular function: protein binding. The record is from RefSeq and is a predicted model, not a curated record. Gene Ontology annotation, cellular component: peroxisomal matrix; cytosol. The coding region runs from base 155 to 1084 and encodes 309 amino acids. The transcript has 9 exons. Gene Ontology annotation, biological process: protein import into peroxisome matrix.